GUUUCUAUUAACUCCCAAAAAACGGACUCUGUCUUUUCUCCCCCCUGAACUCUGAUCCAGGAGACCGGGAUCGUGGACUACCCAAUAUCAUUCUCCUAUUUUUGCCCCAUCUUCAAUAAUUGACUGAUCGAUUCUACUAAUUGAUACUUCUCUCCGUGAUCAUCUGCGACGAACCAGGCCAUUUGGUGCUUACUCUGGUGGCAAUGGCGAAUCCAAGCACCACAUGUCAUUCUCCUUCUGCACCAAAACCCUCAAUCACUCACGUCAUCUUCGACAUGGACGGCCUUCUUCUCGACACAGAGAAAUUUUACACUGAAGUCCAAGAAAUUAUACUUUCCAGAUUCAACAAGACCUUUGAUUGGUCACUCAAGGCAAAAAUGAUGGGCAAGAAGUCUAUCGAAGCUGCUAGGGUAUUUGUGGAGGAGACAGGAAUUAGUGAUUCUCUAACAGCUGAGGAUUUUCUUGUUGAAAGAGAAGCUAUGCUGCAGCAUGUGUUUCCAACUAGUGAGCUCAUGCCAGGUGCUAGCCGCUUGAUUUUGCACCUUCAUAAAAAAGGAAUACCAAUGUCUAUUGCUACAGGCACUCACAAGCGUCACUUUCAAUUGAAAACACAACAACAUGGUGAACUUUUUUCAUUGAUGCAUCACAUCGUUCUUGGCGAUGACCCAGAAGUCAAGCAAGGGAAACCUUCACCUGAUAUAUUUCUCACAGCAGCCAAAAGAUUUGAGGAUGCACGGCUUGAACUGCAUAACGUUCUUGUUUUUGAGGAUGCUCCAUCAGGUGUUGCUGCUGCUAAGAAUGCAGGAAUGUCAGUGGUUAUGGUUCCUGACCCCAGAUUGGAUAGCUCUCAUCAUCGAAUUGCCGACCAGGUUCUUAGUUCUUUAUUGGAUUUCAACCCAACUGAUUGGGGACUUCCUCCAUUUGAUGAAGUAUCAGCAUGAUAGAGAAGCAUCAGUUUGGCGUAUAUUUAAUGCUACAUAUUAUGUUUGGAUACUACAGUCUGUCAAUUCUUUCCAGUUUUUUCUAAUAUCAAACUCUGGAAUUCCAGCCGAAAAGAACGGAUCUUUAGUCCCUAACAAGCGAAAUCAGAGGGGACCCUAUUGAAUUUGGCACAAAGUUUUAAAAAACUAUAGUUUGAUGGUUGAAAGUGAUACAGAAGAGAGAGAGAGAAAUGUUGGACCACACAAAAUUUUCCACAAAUAAAAAGAUGAGUCUUUU
Messenger RNA from Cuscuta campestris, 1218 nucleotides. NCBI's taxonomy places the organism in Eukaryota, Viridiplantae, Streptophyta, Magnoliopsida, Solanales, Convolvulaceae. The record is from the annotation of a GenBank genome assembly.